AUGUUCGAGGAUUUCUCCUUCUCCACACCCUCGUCACGGCCGGGCCGUUUGACGGUAGAUGUCGAUGACCGGCUGAUGGUCGACUGCGACAGUAGUCUGGUCUCGCCAUUGUCGUCACGAUGUCCUUCGCCCCAGUCGCACCGAUUCCGCAAUCUUUCGCGGUCUCGAUCAUCCUACUAUCGAUCGCAGCAGCAACAACAACACCAACCGCCUCCGACCUCCGUGCCGUUUGCCUAUGAAUCCAAACGGCUCUCCAUAUCCACCUUGACGCGAAAGCUGCAUGAACAUACCCUUCAAACACCCGGCGACGAGUACGCAGAACAGGGCCGGCUAGCCCUCGACGGGCCGAGACUGCCGGGCCGAUAUGCCGGCUACGUUCUGACGCCGCCGGACACGGAUCACGACAGCGAUGGACGCGCAGAAUCUUCUCCGUCCCUGUGUUCCAACCCCAGUCCCACCUCGAUUCCCCCCGAAUUUCUCGCCCUCGACCGGGCAGACACCCCAAAUCCUAUCCCAGAUAUCCCUGAUCACCUGGACGUUCGCAUUCAGCGGCAACAAAUCUCUCAGUUACAAUGCAACGAGGGCGACAUUGAUGCCGUUCGUCGCACCGUUGUCGCAGAAUCCACCUUCCAUCCUGACCUGCCCUCAGACGACUGUCACCCGAGUUCACUCCCGCCCCGAUCCUCGCCGCGCCGCAGGGCCCUGACAUUACAGCGCAGCCGGUUUGGACCCGCGGAUGCUCCCACGACCGAGGGCCGAGGCGGACGACUAAGGAGUAACUCGUGCGCAAUGCAGUCUCAUCGAAUCGAGAAGAGUCAUCAUACGAGUCACUCGUGGCGAGACAUGUCUAAACGAGGCGAUCACCAUGGUCUCCGCAGGAAGAGCAUGGUAAGCGCCGCUUUGGCUUCCGUGGUCGAGCGGUCGUGA
Messenger RNA from Penicillium oxalicum, 927 nucleotides. RefSeq lists its product as uncharacterized. The transcript has a single exon. Bases 1 to 927 code for a protein of 308 amino acids. The record is from RefSeq and is a predicted model, not a curated record. NCBI's taxonomy places the organism in Eukaryota, Fungi, Ascomycota, Eurotiomycetes, Eurotiales, Aspergillaceae.